AUGGUCUACCGAACGAUUAGUGAAGAUAUCAAGAUCCGGGCAUUGGACCUCGUAGAGCAAGGUCACGAACAUGAGGAGGUCGCUCGCAUCCUCAAGGUGUCUGAGAAGAGUAUAUCCCGAUGGUUCAACAGCAUCGACGAAAAGGGAUCACUUGCACCGGCUCGUGAGCUCUGUGGACGUCCAGCUGCACUCAAUGAAGACGUCAAAGAGAACCUCAGACAGCUCCUGAUCGAGAGCCCGAACCUAUACCUUGACGAAAUCGUUGAGUGGCUCGCACUAUUUCACCACACUCAGAUCUCGACCUCUGCACUAAGCAACACCCUCAUUUCUCUCGGUCUCACUCGCAAGGUGAUGGGUCGAGUUGCUGCUCAACGAGAUGAGGCUGCCCGAGAUGCAUGGAGACGUGAUGUAGCUGCCAACUUCACGGCAGAGCAGCUGGUCUUCACUGACGAGAGCAGCAAGGAUGGCUAUGAGGUGGUGCGCAUUGUGGAGGGUUCGGUUGAUGGUGAGAUCUUCUUCGACUUCAUUGUGAAUGACCUGCUCCCUACUAUGAAUAGAUACCCAGCCCCACGAAGUGUUCUUGUCAUGGACAACUGCGCAAUUCACAAGUCCGAGGCUGUCCGAGAGGUGGUUGAU
Coniophora puteana RWD-64-598 SS2 is the source of this 636-nucleotide messenger RNA. RefSeq lists its product as uncharacterized. Gene Ontology annotation, molecular function: DNA binding. Gene Ontology annotation, biological process: regulation of DNA-templated transcription. The transcript has 3 exons. The annotation marks the transcript as partial. NCBI's taxonomy places the organism in Eukaryota, Fungi, Basidiomycota, Agaricomycetes, Boletales, Coniophoraceae. The record is from RefSeq and is a predicted model, not a curated record.